Messenger RNA from Bombina bombina (fire-bellied toad), 2708 nucleotides. It is a transcript of the gene EGLN3, whose product is annotated as egl-9 family hypoxia inducible factor 3. The record is from RefSeq and is a predicted model, not a curated record. Gene Ontology annotation, cellular component: nucleus; cytoplasm. The transcript has 5 exons. Gene Ontology annotation, molecular function: peptidyl-proline 4-dioxygenase activity; ferrous iron binding; L-ascorbic acid binding. NCBI's taxonomy places the organism in Eukaryota, Metazoa, Chordata, Amphibia, Anura, Bombinatoridae. Gene Ontology annotation, biological process: cellular response to hypoxia; peptidyl-proline hydroxylation to 4-hydroxy-L-proline. The coding region runs from base 338 to 1120 and encodes 260 amino acids.
CCCCUUUUCCUGCACGUAUGCAUGUUACUUUAUAUACACGUAUAUUAGAACUGCCCUUAUAGACUUACUAUACACAUUCAUGCAAGGAAGGACUAGCAGACACGUACCUAGGGAUGACAUUCUUAACAUAGAGGCAUUAACAUACAUCAACGCAAACUAGGCUUAUGUCAAGCUGUACGACUAUAAUUUAGCUGUGUUUAGGGUCCUUAGGAUUCGUAAACGAGGGGAUGUAAGGCUUGACUGAUAUACAGACUACAAGAACUGAUCCCUAAAGAGCAAGGAUCUGAUCCAAGUAGAGCACAUUGGUGAUUCGCCCACAACUGAUGUUUGAUCACUGAUGAAAUGCUCAGCAGACAGUGAUAACAUAGCUCAAGUACGACCUGAACACUCCAUUAAGAUGCCCCUCAAUAACAGCCCAGUUGUGGACCUUGAGAAACUAGCUCUAGAGCAUAUUGUGCCCAGUCUGCUCUCCAAAGGCUUCUAUUACUUUGACCACUUUCUGGGGGAGGAGGUUGGUGACCGAGUGCUUGAACAAGUGAAAAGGUUGCAUAGAGAUGGUGCUCUGAAGGAUGGUGAGCUAGCAGGGAACCUCCGGGGAGUCUCCAAGAGGCACCUGCGAGGGGACAAGAUCGCUUGGAUUUCUGGCAAUGAGGAGGGAUGUGAUACCAUUGGAUUGGUCUUGUCUUUCAUUGACCGGCUGGUGGUGUUGUGUGGGACCCGACUGGGCCAGUAUUAUGUGAAGGAGAGGUCAAAGGCUAUGGUGGCUUGUUAUCCAGGAAAUGGAACCGGGUACGUGCGACAUGUGGACAAUCCUACAGGAGAUGGUCGCUGCAUCACCUGUAUUUAUUAUCUGAACAAGAAUUGGGAUGCCAAGAGCCAUGGCGGAAUACUACGGAUAUUUCCAGAUGGGGGAUCCCGUGUGGCAGAUGUAGAACCUUUAUUUGAUAGGCUGCUUUUCUUCUGGUCUGACCGUCGUAAUCCACACGAGGUGCAACCAUCUUAUUCAACCAGAUACGCUUUAACAGUUUGGUAUUUUGAUGCCAAAGAACGAGCAGCAGCCAAACAGAGGUUCAAGAGACUAAGUGAAUCCAUGCAGGAUCCUCCGACCAAGGAUAGUUGAUGUAGUUGUAUAUUCAUGGAGGGCUAAACAGUUCAACACCACACUGAUGUUUUCUGCAAGCCAGGCCACAAGAUCUUUACAACUGCAGAAACUGAAGGAUAGCACUUGCCCUAAAAAGAAACUAUAGGGGGUGUUUGUGAUUUACUCACACUGCAGAGCUCUGUCAAGUGAGCGGCUGCAGAGGAUGCUUCUCAGUAAAAGGGACUGCAGAUGGUGCUGUAAACAAUACUCAGCAUGAAGGACUGCAGAGGGUGUUUGCGGCUUCCUCUCAGCACUAUGGAUGGCAGAUGGUGCCUAUUACUACAGCUCAGCAUGAGGUGCUUGUGACCACAGCUUAGUAUGAGGAACUGCAGAUGGUACUUGUGACCCCAGCUCAGCAUGAGGGACUGCAGAUGGUGCUUGUGAGCAUUGUUCAGCAUGAGGAACUGCAGAUGGUACUUGUGAUCACAGCUCAGUAUGAGGGACUGCAGAUGGUGCUUGUGACCACAGCUCAGUAUAAGGGACUGCAGAUGGUACUUGUGACUGCUGCUUAGCAUGAGGGACUGCAGAUGGUACUUGUGACCGCAGCUCAGCAUGAGGGACUGCAGAUGGUGUUUGUGACCACAGCUCAGCAUGAGGGACUGCAGAUGGUACUUAUGACCACAGCUCAGCAUGAGGGACUGCAGAUGGUAUUUGUGACCGCGGCUCAGCAUCAGGGACUUCAGAUGGUGCUUGUGACCGCAGCUCAGCAUGAGGGACUGCAGAUGGUGCUUGUGACCGCAGCUCAGCAUGAGGGACUGCAGAUGGUGCUUGUGACCGCAGCUCAGCAUGAGGGACUGCAGAUGGUGCUUGUGACCGCAGCUCAGCAUGAGGGACUGCAGAUGGUGCUUGUGACCGCAGCUCAGCAUGAGGGACUGCAGAUGGUAUUUGUGACCGCAGCUCAGCAUAAGGGACUGCAGAUGGUAUUUGUGACCGCAGCUCAGCAUGAGGGACUGCAGAUGGUAUUUGUGAUCGCAGCUCAGCAUGAGGGACUGCAGAUGGUAUUUGUGACCGCAGCUCAGCAUGAGGGACUGCAGAUGGUGCUUGUGACUAAAGCUCAGUAAGACUUUAGAGGCGGUUUGGGACCUGCACUCCACAUGAGGGACUGCAGAUGGUACUUGCAAUCUCCCCUCAUCUUAAUGGACUUCAUAGGGUAUUAGUAACUUCUGCCAGGAAUUGGAUGGAGGAAGCAUUUAUGCCCCAGUUCAUUCUUUCCUCUCUUGGUGAUUUGAACACCACCUCCAUAUCUCAGAUUGGCAUCUACACUACAAGCACCAUUUGGACAAAUAAAUAAUUGUAACUAUUUUAUUACAAAUUAUUUGCACCUUUUGAUUAUUUUACUUGCAAACUCAAUUUGGUACUUACUGAUCAAUCAGAAGAGAGCUUUGCUGGCCAGAGCAUGUCUAUUCACUUUAUUUGUGUAAUUUCUUAAUGAGCAUAUUGAUUACAUUCUUGAUAAGUCACAUGAAGUGCCCACCUGGGGUGGGCGAGAUUGUGCUCAGAGAGCCUGAUAGUUUAUGCAUCUGUCAGGCAAUAUGUUAUUUUGCAUUAAAAGUGUUUGAAAAUUCUA